This is a messenger RNA of Amphimedon queenslandica, 420 nucleotides long. Its product is annotated as lysine-specific demethylase 4C-like. Bases 1 to 405 code for a protein of 134 amino acids. The transcript is spliced from 4 exons. NCBI's taxonomy places the organism in Eukaryota, Metazoa, Porifera, Demospongiae, Haplosclerida, Niphatidae. The record is from RefSeq and is a predicted model, not a curated record.
AUGUACACUUACUUACACGUCACUUGUGCUCAGAACAGCUCAGUGGUACCGCAGACGCUAGCUGGAAAAUCUGGUUUUGUCUGCAAUAAACACACCUCUGAGGAAACUGUGUCAAUUUCUGUUGGGGAUGAGGUGUAUGCUAAGACUGGAUCUUCAAGGUUACAAUAUGCUCAUGGAACUGUUGGUGGUAUUGAUACUCUUAAAACUUAUGAGGUUCAGUUUGACGAUGGAACCCUUUGCUCUGAAAUGUUACUCAGAGAUAUCAUAGUUAAUGAUGGACCUCCUGAUCUUGGUAGCUGUGUUAAAGUUAAAUGGAGCAAAAGAGAAAUAUAUGACGCAAGAAUAAUCGGAUACACCACAGUACCACAAUACAGAGUAAGAGAAUGUAUGGUUACAUGUACAUGAAUGUAUGGGAAUAGU